Messenger RNA from Impatiens glandulifera, 4462 nucleotides. RefSeq lists its product as uncharacterized. Gene Ontology annotation, cellular component: cytoplasm. Gene Ontology annotation, biological process: chromatin remodeling. Lineage: Eukaryota; Viridiplantae; Streptophyta; Magnoliopsida; Ericales; Balsaminaceae. The coding region runs from base 110 to 4294 and encodes 1394 amino acids. The record is from RefSeq and is a predicted model, not a curated record. The transcript is spliced from 17 exons.
AACAAAAUUCGAGGUUAUAUAGACAUUUUUAAAGACUAUUAGAAACUUUAUUAUACUAUUACAAAAGUUCAGGGGUUCUUUUUACUAUAUUCUUUUGUAUGUAACAAAUAUGGAACAAGGUUUUUCUUAUAGAAGAGUUGAACUUUCGAAGCCUCGAGCUCCUUCGCGCGCUCCAAUGGCUGAAUUGGCUUGCUCAAACAUGGAAGAAAAGCAUAGCUUUACUGACGAUGAAGCACGGACUCGGAAUUUUUCGGAGUUGAAAACCUACUGUGUAGAACUGUUGAGUUUGAUGCAGAAUUCGAAGAAGAACUCUCCUGCUCUUUCUCAGCUUCGUCAGUUUAUUUCUCGCUGUUCUUCCGAUGAUCUUCAGCCUUUCUUUGAGCUUAAAGUUUGGGUAUAUUCUGGUCAUUUAUGUGUUUCGUUUGUUGUCCAUUAUUGCAGCUAUGCAUUGUUACCUUUGCUGCUUCUGUUUGAUGCGGCUGUCAUUUCUAGAUCUCCUCCAAAAGGUGAGGAAUCUGAAUUACAUGAUCUCUCAAAAAAGCAACAUAAGGUUCACGAUGCUGUUGCUGAAGGUGUUGUUCAUUGCUUGGCGGAACUUUUAGGAAAAUGUUCUUUGGCAUCCGUGGAUCAGAUGAUUGUAAUACUGAAGAAAUUGACAUCUGGAUUAAUGCUUUCUCCAGCUGAGGCAUCAGAAGAGUUUCGUGAGGAGGUCAUCAGGUGUUUUAAGGCAUUGCUUCUUAGUUUACGUCAGUGCUCUGACAGGUCUUGUUCAUGUAGAGGGACUAAUGGCUUGCCCUCACUUUUAAUGAGAAAAGAUUUGCCUUGUAAGCUGGUUGAAUUUCCACAAAAUGAUUUAGGAGCAGACAAAUGUCUUGUUGCUUUUCUUCAUUCGCAAAAUGCUUCUGCUGCUGUUGGCCAUUGGCUAUCUCUUCUUCUUAAGGCUGCAGAUAUUGAAGCUUCGAGGGGUCACCGAGGUGCUGCAAGUAUUCGUGUAGAAGCUUUUAUGACACUUCGAAUACUCACUGCUAAGGUUGGUUAUUCUGAUGCACUUGCCUUCUUUUUACCUGGCGUUGUCAGCCAGUUUACCAAAGUUUUGUAUGUUGCCAAAACAAUGAGCAGUGGGGCUGCUGGAAGUGCAGAGGCAGUUGAUCAAGCUGUUAGAGGCUUGACAGAGUUUCUUAUGAUAGUUCUGGAGGAUGAUGCAAAUUUAUCUGCUCUUGAUAAUCCUGGAAAAGGCGGGAAUAAGGAUGGAUCUAUAUUAUCAUACCUUGGGGAAAUGAGACAACUGUCCUUAAGAAAUCAAGAUGUGGGGGUAACAGUGUUGGAAGAUUCAACUAACCUUCAGGAGAACAACAUUACAAAGUUUAACUUGAAGGGGAGUGUUGAUUUGAGCAAUUUGAGUGGACAUUUUCAAGCGAGUCGUACAAAGGAAUGGGUUGCUAAAACUUCUGCUAAUGUAAAUAAGCUAUUGACGGCAACUUUUCCACGUUUAUGCAUUCAUCCUUCCAAGAAGGUGAAACAAGGGCUUGCUGUUGCCAUAGGAGGACUUUUGUCCAAGUGCAAUUAUACUCUGAAGGAUAGCAGAAUGAUGCUAUUGGAAUGUUUAUUUGUUUUAGCUUGUGAUGAUUUUGAAGAGGUGGCUUCAGCUGCACAAGCAUUCCUAGCAUACUUAUUUUCAUCAAGUAGCAAACAUGAUAUCCAUUCUGACUUUGCUGAGACCUUUUCCAGGAUUAUUGAAAGGCUUCCAAAGGUUGUUCUGGGAAAUGAUGAAUUAGCUGCAUUAGCAGAGGUCCGGAAACUAAUGACAUUAAUUUACUUUGCUGGACCUCAACGUGUGGCAAACCUGCUCCAGUCUCCUGUGACAACUGCACGAUUCUUGGAUGUCGUUUCACUCUGCUUAAGUCAUAGUUCAGCAUUUGCGGGUUCUCUUGACAGAGUUGUCAUGACAAGACCUUCAACAACAGGAUACCUUCACUCCAUAACUGAGAUGACUGGUAGCAUUCGCCAAGUUGUCGUAGAUGUUACUCCUGAAGAUACAAAGUUUCAAGCUGCUCAAAUGAAAGGAAUACGUUACCCCUUCAAAAACAGUAUGCAGGAAGAAUAUGAGCUUCCACACAUACCACCUUGGUUUUAUAAUGUUGGCAGUGACAGAUUAUAUCAAGCCCUUGCUGGAAUUCUCAGACUUGUAGGCGUAUCAUUGAUUGCAGAUUCUCCACAUGUGUCAGAAAUCACUGAUAUUCCUCUGGGCAUCUUGCAAAAACUGGUUAAUGAAGUGAGAAUGAAGGAACAUAGCUGGCAAUCUUGGUAUAAGAGAACUGGCUCAGGACAUCUUGUACACAGGGCUAGUACAGCUGUAUGCAUAUUAAAUGAGAUAAUAUUUGGCAUAUCAGAUAAAGCUGUUGAUGGUUUUUCCGAGAUGUUUCAAAGGCCAUGGGAGGAAAUGCAGGAAUGGCAUAAUAACGCCCCAUAUUGCAAAUCUGAAUAUCUCAAUCAUUGUGCAUCGAAUUGGAAGGUUUCUGAUCACAAAGGCGCAAGAAAUCGCUUAGUUGAUUCAAUUGGAAAGAUACUUCACGUGUAUCUUUCAGUUGAACUGUGGUCUCUUCCUCUAGGGCAUGAAUCAUCUCUGCAGCAACCUGAUAGUGAAGAUGGAGAUGUUUCAUUACACUUAUUUGAUGAUGCUGCGAUGCUGUGUCAGGUUGUCAUUGAGGGGAUAGGCAUUUUCAGCAUGUGCCUGGGCAAAGAUUUUUCCACAUGUGGAUUUCUUCACUCAUCGCUUUAUGUGUUGCUUGAAAAUCUUAUUUGCUCGAACUUCCACAUAAGAAGAGCAUCCGAUGCUGCAUUGCAUGCCAUUUCUACAUCAUUGGAUUAUCCAACAGUAGGACAUUUAGUAUUGGCAAACUCAGACUAUGUAAUCGAUUCCAUAUGUCGACAGUUACGCAAUCUGGAUCUUAAUCCGCAUGUACCAAAUGUCCUUGCUGCGAUGCUUUCUUUUCUCGGAAUAGCUCAUAAAAUCUUGCCACUUCUGGAGGAGCCGAUGCUCACUGUUACUCAGGAACUGGAGGUUCUUGGCCGAAGUCAACACCCAAACCUGACUAUUCCCUUUCUGAAGGCUGUGGCUGAAAUAGUGAAGGCAUCAGAACGUGAAGCUCUGUUAUUACCUCCAUUAGCAGGCCAUUUUUGUGAAGUGGUGAAGCAUAAGAUGUCUUGUGUAACAAAGAGCUAUGAUGAUGACAUCACGUCUUCCUGUGAGCCAGAUGAUAGGAGUACAUCUAUAGAGGAAUGGGAGAGUAUCUUAUUCAAGUUAAAUGAUUCCAGAAGAUAUAGAAGAAUUGUCGGAUCUGUAUCUGGUUCUUGUUUGACAGCUGUAACUCCACUUCUCGCUUCACUUGAUCAAGAAGUUUCUUUACUAGCUUUGAAUAUAGUUGAGAAUGGAAUUUCAGCACUUGCUAGUGUUGAAGAGGCAUACAGGCACGAGAAGGAGACCAAAGAGGCAUGUGAGACAGCGUUUGAAUGCUGCUCAUUUUAUAAUCUGAAGGAUACUUUGGAUACAUCAGAGGAUGUAAAUGAUGAAAAUAGACUGCUUCCCGCAAUGAACAAAAUAUGGCCUUUCUUGGUUUCAUGUUUUCGGAAUAGAAACCCAUUGGCAGUUAGGCGAUGCUCAAGCGUGGUAAGCAACGCAGUUAAAAUCUGUGGAGGAGACUUCUUUGUUCGUCGCUUCCGCACCGAUGGCCCCGAAUUCUGGAAACUUCUCACAACAUCUCCGUUCCAUAAGAAGCUGAAGUCAAAAGAUGAAAGUGCUCCCUUGCAACUUCCCUACAGGCGUAGCAUCCUCUCUUCAAACGAUAAUAUGGCAGAGGGUUCAACCAUCAAAGUCCAGUCUGCUAUACUAAACAUGAUAGCUGAUUUAGCUCGGGAUAAGAGAAGUGCUUCAGCUCUUGAAGCCGUCCUGAAAAAGAUCAGCGGUAUCGUGGUGGGAAUAGCGUAUAGUGGGGUCACUGGUCUGCGUGAGCCAGCUAUAAACGCCUUAGUAGGACUUUCGUCCAUAGACUCCGAUCUUAUUUGGCUUCUCUUAUCAGAUGUUUAUUAUUCAAAAAAGAAAGAGUUGCCUUCACCACCUCCCAACCACGAUUUUCCAGAUGUUUCUAGAAUAUUGCCCCCGCCUUCUUCUCCAACUGAGUAUCUCUACGUUCAGUAUGGCGGGCAGUCCUACGGUUUUGACAUAGACAUCUCUUCGGUGGAGACUGUCUUCAAGAAAUUGCAUGCCUUGGUUUUUACAUCACAGGUAUACUUAUAAACACGAUGGUACCAAAUUUAUGAAUCUUGAUCAGAUUAUGUUGAGAAUUAAAUUUUGUAAGAGUGACAGAUUUCAGGAUCCAAUACAGGAACACAAAUUAUAUGUACAGUUUAUUGAGAAGGGAAAUUAUAAUUUGAUUCUAUUUAUAUGAAGGCAUCAUUUACAUUA